UUAAUUUUUUCUCUCCCAACCCCGAAUAUCAAGGCGCCGCUACCCCCAAUCUUCUCCAACGCCGGUGGAGCUUUUGCUCGCCGGCGUCGGGGUAUCUCGACCCUAGCUUCCGUUUAUCUUUUUCUUUGCUCCCGUAGGUCCCAGUGUCAGUCCUUUUUUCCCCUUUUGAGUCUCCUUUUGCAAUUGUCGGUUACCUGCUUCACUCAAUCAGAUCCAGGCACAGGCUCACGCGUCACCGAAUACAGAGGUCGGAAGAGAUUGACAAACUCCUCUAUCUGUAACCCCGACUCAGCCUCACUGCCGGCGGAAAUCAAGUCCCUUCGCUUUCCUAUUUCUCGAUCCGGAAUAGUAUUUGUCUCUACAGCGUCCUCUAUACCGACGUCACCCGAGCCUUGACAGGCAGAGACGGAGACGGCGGCUGGUGAGGAAACUUCCAGAGCAGUGCUUCUUCUCCGCUACUGGACAUCCGCCUUGAAUCCAAGUCACCCUCCGAGCCUGACAGAUCUACCGUUGCUUUUGGUCUACCGCCUUGAAUGCACGAUCUUGCCCAACCUCCAAAAACUCAGAAUGAGGAGGAACAGGAACAAAAAGGAAUGAAGAGGAAUGAGUUCAGAGGAAAAACAGAACAAAUGUCAAAGAUGAUUGUAUUCAAGUUUGCAGAUUGUCCCAAAGAAAAAUGGGGAAAAGGAUUCCAAUGUGCACUAAGUUUUCCAGGAGUUGAUACUGCAUCUGGUAUUGUGCCAAACUUUUUUGCGGUGAAAGGAAAAAAUAUUGAUGAAGAAAAAUUGCUAAGGAAAUUGACGAAGAUCCUCAAUCGACGACAAUUGUAUUCAAGUAUGCAGAGUGUCCCGAAAAAGAAUGGAGGAAAGGAUUCCAGUGUUUGGUUUGUUUCCCAGGAGUUGAAACUUCAUGUUGUGCUAUCGUACCAAACCAUUUUGCAGUGAAGGGACAAAAUAUUGAUCAAGAACAACUAUUGAAGAAAUUGAACAAGAUCCUUAAGAAUGUCGAAAUCAUUGAUCAUUCGGCAUACCCUGCUGAUCAUUUUUUUCUGUCUUCCGAAGUCAUGAAUAAAAAUACCGACUUUGUUGUAACUCUUUAGACAUAUAUAUGGUUUUUUUCGUAUUAUUCUAUUAUAAAAGUUUGGACUUUUGUGUAAGUCUUUUGACAUAUAGUAUAUGGUGAAAUUAAAUUAUAUUAUCCAUUCUUAA
Camelina sativa (false flax) is the source of this 1208-nucleotide messenger RNA. RefSeq lists its product as uncharacterized. Lineage: Eukaryota; Viridiplantae; Streptophyta; Magnoliopsida; Brassicales; Brassicaceae. The record is from RefSeq and is a predicted model, not a curated record.